Pogoniulus pusillus (Red-fronted tinkerbird) is the source of this 3164-nucleotide messenger RNA. Its product is annotated as proteinase-activated receptor 2-like. Bases 461 to 1642 code for a protein of 393 amino acids. The record is from RefSeq and is a predicted model, not a curated record. Gene Ontology annotation, biological process: thrombin-activated receptor signaling pathway; blood coagulation; phospholipase C-activating G protein-coupled receptor signaling pathway. The transcript has 2 exons. Gene Ontology annotation, cellular component: plasma membrane. Gene Ontology annotation, molecular function: thrombin-activated receptor activity. Lineage: Eukaryota; Metazoa; Chordata; Aves; Piciformes; Lybiidae.
GCAGUGCGCCUCGGAGUCACUCAGCCACCAGCUGACAGGGGAGCACCUGCUGAGGGCAAAGUCGGUCGGACUCUUGUUGGGCUUCGGGUCAGGUGCCCGCCGGGACGGCCAGCUGGAAAGUGAGGCAACGCCGAGACCCGCGGCACCUGCUUAGCCAGAGCAACCACGGAGAGGAGAGCCAGGGGGAAGUCAGGCGAGCUGCGAGAUCAGCUUGCCUUCCCGACGGGGUAGCGAGCACCCCCGCCAUUUUGAGACGGACCCCACGGCAAGGCUCACCUCGCCAUCUUAAGGGCAGCCCCGCAGCCUUCGAGGGUGAGGGGGACGUGGCCUGUAUUGGCUCCGCCUGCCGCCAGGCUGGUUACGAGCCAGACCGCGCCUUUCAUCCCCUCCUAGCUCAGGUAUCAGGUGAAACUGGUCAGGCGUGCGGGAGAGGCAUAGGUGGCCGGAGUGCGGUGAGAGGAUGGCUAGGCGCCACGGGAUGUGCCUGCUGCUACUGUUCUGUGCGUUGCUGGGAGUCGCCCUUCCUGCAGUUUCAGAGAGUGGUGGAACUGCCAUUUCAAAAGGAAGAAGUUUCGCUGGCCGGAAAGUUCCAGAUAAAAGUAAUGCCUCUGAAGAGUUAUAUGAAGUGGAUGCAGUAGCAGCGGAAGCCCUCACAGGAAAGCUGACUACAGUUUUUCUUCCCAUUGUCUAUGUCAUUGUCUUUAUCAUUGGUUUGCCAAGCAAUGCCAUGGCCCUCUGGGUCUUUUUUUUCAGAACAAAGAAGAAACACCCGGCUGUGAUUUAUAUGGUUAACCUGGCACUGGCAGACCUUCUUUUUGUUGUCUGGUUCCCACUGAAAAUUGCAUACCAUGUACAUGGCAAUAAUUGGCUUUUUGGGGAAGCUCUCUGCAAAGUACUUGUUGGAUUUUUCUAUGGAAAUAUGUACUGUUCCAUUCUCUUUAUGACAUGUCUCAGUGUGCAAAGAUAUUGGGUUGUAGUGAACCCCAUAGUGCAUUCAAGAAAGAAAUCUGAAAUUGCUUUGGGUAUCUCCCUUGCUAUUUGGAUACUGAUUUUGUUGGUCACCAUUCCAUUGUAUCGUGUUAAUCAGACAGCUUAUGUUUCAAAUCUUAACAUCACUACCUGCCAUGAUGUGUUGCCUGAAAAUGUUCUGGCUCAUGAUAUGUUCAACUAUUUCCUCUCACUUGCAAUUGGACUCUUCUUAAUCCCAGCUAUCAUCACUGCUGUGGCUUACAUACUAAUGAUUAAAAGUCUGAAUGCUUCUAUCUCAGACAUAAGCACAGGGAAGAAACGAAAAAGAGCAAUUAAACUCAUUAUUGUUGUCCUCUCCACAUACCUCAUCUGUUUUACGCCUAGCAAUGUGCUGCUUGUUGUGCACUAUUUGCUCCUCAAAACGUAUGGGCAGAGCUAUCUCUAUGUGUCGUACAUAACUGCACUGUGUCUUUCUACCUUGAACAGUUGUAUUGAUCCCUUCAUCUAUUACUACAUUUCAAAAGACUUCAGAGACAACCUUAAAAAUGCUCUUCUUUGUCGAAGUGUGAGAACUACACGGAGGAUGCAAGUGUCCCUUUCAUCCAGCAGACACCUCAAGAAAUCAAACUCUUAUUCUUCAAACUCAAAUGGGACCACUAAAUCAUCCUACUGAGUUUAAUCUUAGAGAAGUGAACUUUUGUUACUACAGCUGGAAAGAUGUAAGUACAACAAAGUUAUUUUGUACAGAAGAUUCUGAAGAAACAUCUCUGGGUUUUGAUUCCAUUCAAGCCUGGAUUUCAGAACUGUCAGCUGAACAGACUGUGUAGAAAUCAUAAGAAGAGAAGUCUUCCCACUAGACUGGAAAACAAUAUCAUUUCAGAUGCUCUGCAUAAAUGCUGCUGACCUGGAAGUCAGUUGCAGCUGAAGACAAGUUGUUAACAAGCAAAAUGUCAGUGAAAAGUUAUGUAGUCUUGCUAGUGUAUUUAAUUAACAGAGAGAUGUGUUUUGACUUUAGCUGUAAUGUAUUAUGCAGCUGAACAGACUGUAUGUAUAGGAUCUUGUUCUGAGUACCUGCUUACACCAAACCCUGCAGAGAGAAGGAAAAGAGAAUCCAUUUCACUAGCAUGGUGUAGACUGCUUAUUAUCAUUAUUAUAGUGUAAUGUUAGGUUUUUUCCAAGUCACAAAUGGUGUAAAGUAGUGUCACGGCAGAAGCCUGUGUGGUAUCCCAAUGAAUUGACAAGCAGAACUUGUCACCAGCUAGCACUGAGGUAAAAUGUUAGUUGAGAUUAUACGCUGUUACUUAAUGCUUGUGUUUAAGUACAUGAUCUUAAAUGGGGAUGUUUAACAAAGUUUUGUUAAGUAGCUAUUUGAUUUUUUUAUAUAAUGCGCCUUGUAUUUUUUUUUUAAGGUACCUUAAUAAGAUGUAUUUUCCUUUCUUAGUAACACAUUUGAGUGCUUCCCUUUGUGCUUUACAAACUGUUCAGAAUGCUGAGUAGUUCAGGUAACACAGAUAUAUUCCUUAGAGUGAGUGAAAAGUCUGACAACUGUAGGUGUACUGUCUAAAUGUGUUAAGUAAAAUGUACCUAAUAGUGCAUUCAGAUAAUUAAAAACAAAUUAUUCACAACUGUGGGGAGUAAUAACACAUAAACACAUUCAUGAGGUAGCAAACUUCAGCCACAGUGGAUUUCUGAAGUAUCCUAAGUCCUCUUCCCUCACCCGGAAUAUUUGUGCCUGUUUAAGAAUAUGGAAUCACAUAUGCUCUUAAUCUGAAGAGCUGGUGAUUAUAUUUUUGAUGAUGGGAUUUAGGAGUAAUUUUCAAUAUUACAUUCCUGAUAUGUUUCACAAGUUUGUACACUGAAUUUGCAUCCAAGUGACCUGUCUGAGAAUUAAGAAUAACUGGGUUCCUACAAGUACAAGGAAUCAGAAAAGUCAAAAAUGUACUGAGACAGCUGGUAGACAGAUGGGAAAUACUCAACGUUUUGAGUAAGGAGAGUAAGGAAGGGAAGGUAUUAACUGCAGCAAGAAUUUGGUGUCUUGUACAGCUUAACAGCCAUAAAUACUUUUUUUUUUCCCCUGUGUGGUGGUCAGUUCCUUCCCUUGUCUUAUUCUUUAGUUUCCAUGUUCUCCCCCUACUUCAAUAACAAAGAGUUGUUUUCUCUAAACGUAAUAAAGACUAAGACAUUAGUUCAACGUA